AUGAAUAAGUUAGUAUUUUUAUGUUUACUAUCGUUCGGACCAUUAAUGAGUUAUUCGGCCGAACCUUCUCGUCUGUCUGUCUUCUGGAUUGUUUUAGUUUUGUCCACUAAGCCUCCUCACAACAAUGAAUCUUUGAUGAACAAAACAGUAUGGGAGUCUAAGAUUUCUGAAGCACUUAAAAGUACCAAAAUAUCGUAUUCGGAAUACUUCAGUCUGGUUGAAGCUGAAAACAGGUCUGUCGUGGUUGAUUACAUAGAGAGAGACGAAUCUCGAUCAUAUUUGAAGAUAUUUUUCUACGUACAGCAGAAUAAUCUCUUCCAACCUUCUCCUUCUAUUGUUUACCAGCUCAAUCAAAUGCCGGUGGACUGGUUAGCAGUUUACUUGGGAAUGCCAGUCAUAGAAAGACCUAAAGUUUACGAUAUAGGCGCUUAUGAAAAGGAAGAUGAUUUUAUAUGGAUCAUUGGAAUAAUUGCUAUUUGUUUUCUUGGAAUAUUGCUGAUUUGUUGGUGCUUUAUAUUUCUAUACACAUUUGUUCUACAAGCCACUGCUAUGGUUAAAUGGUUACCUAGACCAAUGUUUAGCAAUUCUAAACAAAUAUUUUACAAAGCAGAGAAAUCACAGAGAGAAUUUGAAGAAAAGAAAGAUUCACAAAUACAAACCGAUGAUUUAGAAUGUUCGCAGUCAAAAAUAAGCAAAACUGAAAACUCAAUAUGUGAUGCAACAGUGUUGGAUUCCAAUUUCUCGGAAGCUCGACUUUCAACGGUUUCAGAAAUAAGUUUAGAAGAAUCAGUCAACCCCACUGUAAGUGAAUUAAAUGAAUCUGUUGUACCCUUGUCUGAAACACAAAUUCUAUUAUCGGAUGAAGAAGAUGGUAUUAUAAAUCAACAGUUGAAUGAAAUCAAAGUUAGUACGAAGGAUUCAAAAAAUGAAGUGAUUGAAGAAAAUGAAGGUGAUUUGCUACAGGCAUCUGAAAUUGAUAAAACGCUUACUUUUGGAUCGUUCGAUAAUGUAAUACCUUUUGUGAUGUCUGUUCCACCACGUCCAGAAGCGAUAAAAUUAGCAAAUUUAUUAAACUCUCAGAAAAUAACAAAAACAUAA
Messenger RNA from Schistosoma intercalatum, 1098 nucleotides. NCBI's taxonomy places the organism in Eukaryota, Metazoa, Platyhelminthes, Trematoda, Strigeidida, Schistosomatidae. The record is from the annotation of a GenBank genome assembly.